Messenger RNA from Pelobates fuscus (common spadefoot toad), 1692 nucleotides. RefSeq lists its product as uncharacterized. The transcript is spliced from 5 exons. The record is from RefSeq and is a predicted model, not a curated record. Bases 39 to 794 code for a protein of 251 amino acids. Gene Ontology annotation, biological process: regulation of cell differentiation. Gene Ontology annotation, cellular component: membrane. NCBI's taxonomy places the organism in Eukaryota, Metazoa, Chordata, Amphibia, Anura, Pelobatidae.
CUCUCUAUCCUUUUCUCUGAUGGGAGAGCUCAAGUGCUAUGGAUUCGUCCCCUGUACAUCAAGGUUAUCUAAAGAAAUACGGCGGGUUCAUUUUCAAGCAGUGGAAGGAGCGUUACAUUCAUCUUAGCAAGGAUGGUAGCCUCUUCGUGUCACGAGACUUAGAUUCUCCUCCUGAGCUGGAAGUCUCUCUGCUCUCCCGCUGCCAAGCAGUACUGGAAGGACCAGAUUUGGGGGACAUGCCUAAACUUCCUGUGGGGACCCAAAAGGACUGCUGCCUGGGGCUCUCGUUGAAUGAUGGAAGGAAACUCCUUCUCCUGGCCCGAGAUUCACAGGACUGCAGCAAAUGGAUAAAUAUCCUCCGAAAAGUGAGAGAGAGUCUAUCCAUGCCUCCCUUAUCUCCAGCAAGCUGCAGGCUUCAUCCCAACUCCCCCAUUAGAAGGUGUUGCUGGAGAGAUGUUUCUACUCAGACAAAGGACAAGAUCCAAGGAAAAGAAGAUAAAAUGGCUCAGUAUAAGGAAAAGUGUCCUGCUCGCUGCCUUCGUCACAGCUCUCAGUCCAACUGGGGAGUGAAGACAGCAUGCGUGCUCAUGGGAGAAGCUGCAGCUGGUCCAACACUUGCUUACAUGGUGACUACAAGUCACAGUGCUCGCCCAGCCGAAACUACUUCUACCCCAGAUUAUCGAGGGCUGGGCUACAACCAUUCUUCUGACAUAGAGGGAUGUCAGUACGAUGUGGAGUUUGAGGGCAUGGACCAGGAUUACAACGCCUUUGACUUUGGUGGUUUUGCCUUUUGAAACGUGUUUCCAUUGUUUAACCUAACUCCUGGUGGUCUUUCUAGAUAUGUUUCCAAUCUUGAAUCUAAAAAGUAAUUAGACAAUGCUUAAACAGUGGUUAAAGUAAAUUGUCAUAUUAUGUGUUCCUCUCCUGUAGCAGAUAUGGUUUAGGUUCUAAGGCCUGGGUCAAACAUAACAACCAUUCAAGUAGGGUUACAGAAUGGUUGUUUCAAAAGUAGUAUUUUAUCAUUUUUAUUUUAGAUACCCAUCUUAUUUUGUAAAUACUUUUUCUAACAUUACUCAUAUACAUUUAGGACCAUGAAUGCUUUUCUUUUUCCAAUGUCAACUUCUAGGUCCUCGUUCUGACAUGCAGACGCCAUGAAGAAGACCCAUCCUAUUCAAUAAUGUUCAUGUCUAUACUAUCUCUCUUUAUAACUGUAUCCCUGCCAAUAGCUUCAAUGGGCAGAGACACCAAUAACUUCUUUUUGAUGGACAUAAAUGCAGAGAAGACAAGAUAGCUUCUAAACAACGUACAUAAAACAAUAAAUAAAGAAGAAAAAUGCUGGCGUUAAUUUAGACAAAAUAAUGUUAAUGAUAAAUAAUCUCUAUUUUAUUACACCCAGCUUACAACCAAUGCUCAGGAACACACACCUGAGCAUGUGUACUUCAACCUUUGUGGCAACUUUGGGAUUACCUCUUACUACUUGUGAAAUUUUGCAGUCGGCAAAAGUCCGCUACUCAUUGGAAGUAAUGUCGAGCGCGGUAAUGAUAGCCACUCACACCAUGUAGCUUGCAACAGGAAUCUUGCACUUCAAAUGUUAGAGUUCUAAAAAAUAAGUUAGGAAUAACAAGCAGCAUCAAAUAAAAUGUAUGUUAUGAGAGGGUGACAAACUAUUCUUAAGUCAUGCUUAGAAUAUCC